Molecule: messenger RNA, 3690 nt
Organism: Anolis carolinensis (green anole)
Lineage: Eukaryota; Metazoa; Chordata; Lepidosauria; Squamata; Anolidae
Gene: pitpna
Product: phosphatidylinositol transfer protein alpha
Exons: 12
Coding region: 140-955 (271 amino acids)
Biological process (GO): phospholipid transport
Cellular component (GO): cytoplasm
Molecular function (GO): phosphatidylcholine binding; phosphatidylinositol transfer activity; phosphatidylcholine intramembrane carrier activity
Source: RefSeq, a predicted model, not a curated record
GCGCGGUGACGCAGCGGCUGUUGCUAGGGAACGCUCGCUGGGUCCUCCCCCCUCCCUCCCCCUCCCUUGCGGAACAGUCAGAAGGAAAGAAGGAGAAGGAGGAGGAAGGAGACGGAGCCGGCCGCCCUUGAGGCCCACCAUGGUGCUCAUCAAGGAAUACCGGGUGCUUUUGCCUGUUUCGGUGGAGGAGUACCAGGUGGGGCAGCUCUACUCGGUGGCCGAGGCCAGCAAGAAUGAAACCGGUGGUGGCGAAGGGGUGGAGGUGCUGGUGAACGAGCCUUACGAGCGCGACGGGGAGCGGGGCCAGUACACCCACAAGAUCUACCACUUGCAAAGUAAAGUCCCUCCCUUUGUGAAAAUGCUGGCCCCAGAGGGAGCCCUCAACAUCCACGAGAAAGCCUGGAACGCCUACCCUUACUGUCGAACAGUCGUCACUAACGAAUACAUGAAAGAUGACUUUUUGAUCAAAAUCGAAACCUGGCACAAGCCAGACCUCGGGAUGCAGGAGAACGUGCAUAAGCUGGAGCCCAACGAAUGGAAGAACGUAGAAGCCAUCUAUAUCGACAUCGCAGACCGGAGCCAAGUGCUUUCAAAGGAUUUCAAGCCGGACGAAGACCCCGCCCAGUUUAAAUCGGUCAAGACUGGACGCGGGCCGUUAGGACCCAACUGGAAGAAGGAGCUGGGCAAGCAAGGCAACUGCCCCUACAUGUGUGCCUACAAGCUGGUGACGGUCAAGUUCAAGUGGUGGGGGUUGCAGAACAAAGUGGAGAACUUCAUCCAUAAGCAAGAGAAGCGCCUUUUCACAAACUUCCACCGGCAGCUCUUCUGCUGGCUGGAUAAAUGGGUGGAGCUGACGAUGGAGGACAUCCGCAGGAUGGAGGACGAGACCAAGAGGCAGCUGGACGAGAUGAGAGAAAAGGAUCCCUUGAAAGGAACGUCGGCUGCGGAUGACUAGCGCAGACUCCUCUUGUUGCAUGAUUGCAGAAGCGCCAGCAGGAAGGCCCGGACGCUCCAACUCUUGACCAACGGUCCGCCUCUGGAUCUCCAGCCCUCCUCUCUCCGGUCGGCAGAGUCAACUCCGGCCUCCCUUUAGCUAACUCUAGUUGCCCUUAAAUCUCCGUGAGCAAACCAGCCGUCGUCCCUGGGCCCUGAGUGCGGUGGGCCUUGAAAGGAGGAUGAGAAAAGGGGGCCCACGGGGGGGACGGCUGCCACCGCCUCUCAAGAGCGUCUCGCCUGAUCCCCGCGGGGCGCUCUUUGAGUUCCUGCCGAACCCCUUCUUGUGAUGUGGUGAUUUAGGUUUCGUUAUCUGUGUAUAUAUUUAUAUAUAUUUCCUCCCUUCCUUCAAACACUGGGAUAAAACCGCUGCCUUUGUUUCUUUCCCCGCUCUUCACCUUUUGUUUUCUUUCCCUCUGCGGAGAGAGUGGGAUCCAGUAUCAGGGGACCAGGCCUCCCUUCGCUGACAGCAAUUGAGGGGGCCACUCUUGCUGCUAACAGGGUUUUGGACACACUCUGCCCCACCCACCCACCCACCCAACCACUGCUGCUUCCACCCUUCCUUUGUUGUUGCUUGGGUCAGUGUUGCUGUUUUGGCCUGGUGUUGAGUGGGAGUUCUGGGCACCCACCACCAUGUACUGGGAGAUCAUAGAAUAGCAUAGGCGCCUCUUCCAUCUUGCUCACGGCUGAUGAUUCCGAGCCAUGAGGCCCAUCAUCCCCUGUUGUAAGAAGGCUGGAGCAUGGGUCUUGGAGAAGGUCGCUUGGACAAUCCCAUGAGCAGGAUGGGACCAUGUACUGGGAGAUCAUAGAAUAGCAUAGGUGCCUCUUCCAUCUUGCUCACGGCUGAUUCCAAGCCAUGAGGCCCAUCAUCCCCUGUCAUAAGAUGGGUGGAGCAUGGGUCUUGGAGAUGGUUGCUUGAGACAAUCCCAUGAGCAGGAUGGGACCAUGUACUGGGAGAUCAUAGAAUAGCAUAGGUGCCUCUUCCAUCUUGCUCAUGGCUGAUUCCAAGCCACAAGGCCCAUCAUCCCCUGUUAUAAGAUGGGUGGAGCAUGGGUCUUGGAGAUGGUCGCUUGAGACACUCCCAUGAGCAGGAUGGGACCAUGUACUGGGAGAUCAUAGAAUAGCAUAGGUGCCUCUUCCAUCUUGCUCAUGGCUGAUUCCAAGCCACAAGGCCCAUCAUCCCCUGUUAUAAGAUGGGUGGAGCAUGGGUCUUGGAGAUGGUCGCUUGAGACACUCCCAUGAGCAGGAUGGGACCAUGUACUGGGAGAUCAUAGAAUAGCAUAGGCGCCUCUUCCAUCUUGCUCACGGCUGAUUCCGAGCCACGAGGCCCAUCAUCCCCUGUCGUAAGAAGGGUGGAGCAUGGGUCUGUCACUAGUGGAGCAUGGGUCUUGGAGAUGGUCGCUUGAGACCAUCCCAUGAGCAGGAUGGGACCAUGUACUGGGAGAUCAUAGAAUAGCAUAGGCCCCUCUUCCAUCUUGCUCACGGCUGAUUCCGAGCCACGAGGCCCAUCAUCCCGUCGUAAGAAGGGUGGAGCAUGGGUCUGUCACUAGUGGAGCAUGGGUCUUGGAGAUGGUCGCUUGAGACCAUCCCAUGAGCAGGAUGGGACCAUGUACUGGGAGAUCAUAGAAUAGCAUAGGCCCCUCUUCCAUCUUGCUCACGGCUGAUUCCAAGCCAUAAGGCCCAUCAUCCCCUGGGUCUUGGAGAUGGUCGCUUGAGGCAAUCCCAUGAGCGGGAUGGGACGGGUCUGACCCUGCCGUUGUGGCCGGGCCUUGAAGGACACAACCUGCCCCCAGCAGCAAUGACUUCCUUCUCCUCCCUAUGGCGAGCGUGGCCCCGUUGACUGCUUCUUGGGGGGUGGAGGAGAUGGAGGAACCAGGGAGGGCUUUGCUCAGGGAAGGUGGGCUUUCUGGCCCUCUUGCUGUCUCCGUUCUGUUCCUUUGCCUUACGAGGCCCAAGUGCAAUAAGCAAACUUCAUUUGUGAGAACUCCCCUUUUUCUUUGGGGAUGUGUGGGGCAGGGAGGUUGGUACUCAGCCCUUGGGGCGCCGGAAUGCACUAAGAGCCCCUUAAUGCCUCCUCUCCCUCUGGCUAAUCCCAAGCUGGGCAUUGGCAUUAACGUGCCGAACAUUUUCCCCCCCCUUUAUGGGUCACGACACGUAAGAGGAUCCUGCGACCUGAAUGUGUUAUUGUUUCCUCGCAUUGCUCCCACUUGAGUUCUGAGCCGAUGAGAAGGCUUUCCGACACAUCUCUAUGGGAACGGGAGGUUGACAUUUCAAAAAGAGAGACUGGAGACGGAGGGGAAAGCGCCGGCUUAGAAACCCGAAAGCUUUCCGGCUCAACGGUGAGAAAAGACUCCAGACUGUACGCCUUUUGUUCUGCGCUUUGCAACUUUGCUUAUCUCCGGCCUUUCUCCGGAGCCCCUUUCUGGCAGCCGCCUCUCCCCUCCGCCGAAUACUCCACGUAUUAUAUUAUUACUACUAUUAUUCCCCUUCCCCGCCCCCCUCGACCGGUUUGGAUUGGUUUCCUUGUGCUGUUUUAUUUUCCUUCCUUUCCAUGGCACCCCACUUUGUAGACUCGGAUUAGACGAUUCCUUGAUUUUUCUUUCAUGUGAGUUUGUGCCUUUUUUUUUCUUCGUCUCCCGAUCUUCUUCCGAUACAGGCCUAUUGGAAGCAACUCUAAUAAAAUCAUAGAUGAGAGCC